This is a messenger RNA of Styela clava, 1316 nucleotides long. NCBI's taxonomy places the organism in Eukaryota, Metazoa, Chordata, Ascidiacea, Stolidobranchia, Styelidae. The record is from RefSeq and is a predicted model, not a curated record.
AUGGCUCAUAACUUUGCUCAGGGCGAGUCUCGUUUAAUUAUGACUCUCGGUUCUCCAGUUAAGAAGCCUAAGUCUUCAACUGCCUCAUCAUCAUCCUCUAGUGGUUACUUGGGAUCUUCUUCAGAACAUACUGACGAAUAUCGAUCUCUGGCUGAUGAUCUUCCUAAAUCUUGGGAAUUUACAGAAAUUGGAACCAGUUAUCUCAGUAGUACUGAUCAAGGUAGUCCAAUGAUGAGCCCAGAACGAGAGGAGCCGCACAUUUUUGAUGAUAUCGACGAUUUCUCAAUGGGGCGAACAUCAACUUUUGAGAAGAGCGCAAUUAGUUCGGAUCUCGUUAAUAUAUUAUCGGAGCAAGCACGUCAACAUCACAAAUUGAAGAUGAAAUUACUGAAAGACAAGUUCCGGAAAUCGUCAGAUGCUCACAAAACGAAAAUGAUCAUGAUGGAAAAAGAGCAUGAAAUGAAAAAAAAGGAACAUGAAAGAAAAAUGGAAAUCUUGAUGCAGAAAUACAAGUCGAUCAAGGAUGGAAUGGAGGAAUGAGUUGUUUAGUCUAAGUGGGAAAUGGAUCGAAGUCUGUAAUAUUGAUUUUGUAUUGAUUGUUUCAGUUUUGAUCGAUAACAAGAAACAUUUUCACUUUUACAUUGAACUUUUGAUUGACAUUUUCAAUUCUGAAUCGAUGUCCUUAAAUUGUUUCAACUGUUCAAUUUCAUUUGGAUAUCAUAGUUUGUGAUUGUAACAUUGAUUCUGAUGUCUCAUGGAACAUUUCAAUCUUGAUAAAAUAACUUGAUUUAUUUUCUGAAUGUGGACUGAAACAGUGGAAGAAAUAUUUUUAAUCAAUAUUCCGAUCAAUAUUUCCUGUUUUGAUACGAGAUUCAAUUCCAUUUAGACAUCCUUUUUUGUAACAUCAACUUGAUGUUUGGAUUGGAAUAUUUGAAUCUCGAACCUAUCUCGACUUGAUUUGUUUCUGAUCAUGAUCUGCAAUAUAGAAGAAGUGUUUUUAGUUUUUAGCACCAAUUUUAAAUCAAUAUGAAUUUUUAUUCUGAUGUUCGAAUUGAAACAACUCAAUCGAGAACGAUUUAUUUCUGAAAAUGGCUUCAACAUAGAACAUUGAAAAGUGUUUUAAAGUUUUUAGCACCAAUUUUAAAUCAAUAUGAAUUUUCAUUCUGAUGUUCGAAUUGAAGCAACUCAAUCGAGAAUGAUUUAUUUCUGAAAAUGGCCUUAACAUAGAACAUUGGAAAAACUUUUUUAAUUUUUAAAAUUUUUAAUUUUCGAUCGAGUUUUAAAUAGAUUUGAAUACUAAAUUGAGUUGAACUUUC